ACUCAUACCAAUAAUUGGAAUACGGGUUGGGUCGGGUUCUACGGGUUGUGUAAUCCAAAAUCCAAACCCAACCCAAAAGAAGCGGGUUGUACAAAAGAAAACCCUCACCCAACCCAAAACCUUCGAUUUAGCGAUAAAUACGGGUGGGUUGGGUCGGGUUGGACGGGUGGGUCGGUUUGCGGGUGUGUUUGUUCACCCUAAGUAGAAGUGCUCAUUUCAUUUCUUAUGAGAAUUAAUUCCAAAUUAAUUCCAGGUCGCUACCGCGGUUUCGGCAUAGAUGGACAAGAGGCCCAACUACCCUGCUUUCUCGUUUGAAACGGCUCCGGCUCCCGUCUUCGUCGGCGUUGGCCGCUGUGAGACUGACUGGACAGUAAGACGGGAUGGAGGAAGGGGAAGUGCUGGAGCUCUAUGAGCUUCAUUACUCCGAUUUAAUGGCGAUGUCUUCUGAUUUAACAGCGCACCCUAAUCAGCUAAACCAUGAUCUCUCAACUCCCUCGCCGGAGGAGCGACGAAGACUGGAAACGGUCAGGAGGCGCCUUCUCCCUCUCGCAAGGAAGCUCGCUCUUCUGGACAACGACCAGCGGAAGCGCAUUCUCAAGGAAUGUGGCUUGGGGAGUGAUGUUCCAUUGAAGAACCCAGAUAGGAAAGUAUCCUCCUUUGCAAUGCAGCUGAAAUACACUGAAUUUCUCGAGUCCGGUCAAGCUAUUUAUACGCCUUGCAGCUUUGCAAGGACUGAUUUGGACGCUGACAAUAGCUGCUUAGAUUCAGUGUCAGGGGAUGAUGACUAUAAGAAUCUUGCUGAUGUUUUCAAGGAGCUAGGACACCGCAUGAUGCAGCUAGGAUUAUGUCUUGCGCAAGUGUGCGAUAAAGCAAUUGGUGGCAAAGAGUUGGAGAAGAGCUUGCUUGAAUCAGGCACAGCAAAGGGGCGUCUGAUACAUUAUCAUUCAGCCCUUGACAAUGUUCUUGGAAAAGAAACUGCAAGAAGAAACCUGGGGUCAUCAAGAAAAAUGGGUAAUGCCAAAACCAGCAAAGGAUAUACCUUGUUGAGUGCGGAAAGACAGUUAGAACACUCUGCAUUCGUUGAAAAUGGCAGUCAUGAAAAGCUAUGGCAGCAAUGGCAUUAUGAUUACGGUAUCUUCACUGUUCUGACAGCACCUAUGUUUCUUGUUCCAUCUCAUCUGUCAGAAAAUGGGAUCACAUCUCAACUUCCUUCAGUUACUUACGCUGAAGAAUGCUCUUAUCCUGGUGGGAAUUCGUAUUUGCAAGUCUUUCAUCCGAACAAUAACGCAGUGGUCAUGGUGAAAGCUUCUCCAGAAAGUUUCAUUGUUCAAGUUGGAGAAUCAGCUGAUAUCAUAUCGAAGGGAAAACUCCGUCCUACCCUUCACUGUGUAACCAGGCCAGAGAAGAUGGACUAUUUAAGCAGAGAAACGUUUGUGGUGUUUUUACAGCCUUCUUGGAGCAAAACAUUUUCACUCUCUGGUUACAAUGGCUCGCAGCACUCUUGUUCUAGGCCUGGUUCAAAAGAUUUGAAGGAGCAUAUUCAUAAAAUGGUUCCACCCCUUUCUUCGCGUUUAAAAGACGGAAUGACAUUCGCUGAAUUUGCACGUGAAACUACCAAGCGGUAUUAUGGGGGUGGUGGAUUGCAGUCAAACAGUUAGCCAGCUUGUGUUUUGGUUUUCUUUUUGUGGAAUGCUGGUGAACCCCACUCCUGGUAAGACAUAAUUUAUGAUCAUUGUGCUGCAGUCAUGUUUGAAUGUGUUUCCUCAGUUUGCAUUAGUGAACUUAGUUUGCUUAGCCUUUAUUUUUAACUCUGUAUAACAAUUUUCGUUAUUCCCUAAACCCUAAUGGAUUCUGCUGUGUUUGUAUUAGGGUCUAGUCACAUGUGUCAAGAUGAAUAAGACUCGUCUUUGCUGUUGAAAGGGGCGUGGUGUUAUGUCCUUGCUGGAAAUGGCCCCCCCUGUACUAGUAGUAGAAAUUUUCAACUCUGCUUCAUAAGAAAAUCGUUUGUUACUCGAUUGAUCAAUCAUUCAUUCAUACAGUUGCUUUCUGGUUUGCAGUGGUUAGUUCUUUGUGUGAGAGAGGGACCGAAAGACAACAAUGCAAACAUUCUUAACAGUUAUUGGCAUUGGUGCUUAACGGGAAUGCAUGCCGCAAAGUACUGGGGAGCUUUCUGUGCAUCGAUUCUUUGGAAAAAAAAUGUGGAAUCCGUGCUCCCCCAGUUUGUUCCAGAAGUGUUGGGAAUCUCCUGCUCAAUGGAAUAGCCAGCCGAAUGAGGACAAAGGAUAUAUAUUCAGCCGCAUGUUCAAUCAAGUUGGUUAGUAGGUUGAUGGAUGGACUCUCUAUUCCUGCUUGAUCUGUAAAUCUCGACCCGAGUUUGGACCCUAUCAAGCCAAGUAGCAGCUCGAAGUCACCGGAAAUAUAUAUGCUUGGACCUCCUACUCUUUGUCCUCUCUGUAUAUAAAGAAUUAUUUACCCCUGCUACUUUCACCUGCAUUGCCUUAGCUGUCUUUAUUCCGGAACAAACAAUAACCAACCCGGAUUAGAAGAAAUCCAGACAUCUAGGUUACGUGUCAAAAGAAACUUAUAUGUGAUUAUCAUUCUCAGAAGCUCGUGUUUAAUAAGGUUACAGCAGAAGCUGCUAUGACUGCACUGUUGGACGCAUACUCAUCAUAUUGAUUCUGGUUUGCUGCAUUAUUGUGCAGCCCGGCUGGAGGUGAAGGGAACAUAACUGGGAAGAAAACAACUGGAAUGUGGACAAAUGCAUCAAUUGUAAAAUGGAGGGUAGAGUUGGUGGUGGUGGUGGUGGUGGUGAUUGGAGAGAAUGUGGGUAAAAGUAAAGAAAGAAAAAGCGUUUCUUUACGAAGUGGUCACACAACUGAAGGCUGAGGCUACACAGUACCGACUACCGAGCUUUGCUUUAUCAAAGCGACAAGGGAAUAUAAAGAGAGCGGGUGAGUGUGUGGAUUGGAUUUUGGAAGAAGUAAGGUCUUCCUCAUCAGCAAAUGAACAAAGUGCCAAAAACAGAGAAUGGAGUAGAUUGAUGGCAAGGAUGGUUUUUUGCUAAGAAAGAGAGAAAUGGAAGAUGAGAGUGUGAUAGUGAUUUUUUUUUUACAAAAUAUAAUUAUAUAUAUUGAUUGAAACAAUAGAUCAAUAUAUCCUGAAAUUUAGA
This is a messenger RNA of Linum trigynum, 3169 nucleotides long. NCBI's taxonomy places the organism in Eukaryota, Viridiplantae, Streptophyta, Magnoliopsida, Malpighiales, Linaceae. The record is from the annotation of a GenBank genome assembly.